GGGGACUUGAACAGCUAAGUAUCACAGACAGCAGAAAUGGAUUUACCAGAUGAAGUAUGGUUUUCAUUGAACGAACGCCUAAAACCAAGAAAGAAGGUCCUCGUCGUAAUCAUCAUUAUUCUUUUUAUCUUGCUGGUGAUCUUCUUCGGACUUUUCAUCGCCUUUCGCGUCAAAUACGAUGAAAAGAACGGCUCGACUGAGUUCGUUUCUACUUUCGUUUCGUCAGAAAAUGUCUGUCAAACGUUCGAGUGUCUGGAAUCAGCUGCCAACAUCGCCAAAAGCAUCAACACCAGUGUGGAUCCAUGCGACAACUUCUACCAGUUCGCCUGCGGACGCUGGAUGGCGGAGCAUCCCAUACCCUUGGAUUCCAGUGGAAUUAAUAAUUUCAUUAUUAUAGCAAACGAGAUCAAACAUACGCUCAAAGGUCAGGAAGUAAAACGAAAAGUUUCAGAUACAUUUCUGUUUCUAUGUUGACUUCAUUGCUAAGUGAUGUUAAGUGAUGAUGAAAAUGCUUUGCUGUUGGACUAUUACACGCAAAUAUGAUUCUUUUGAACCAACUAAAAAAAGAAAAAAAUCUGAAAAAGGUUUAUUUGUCUCCUCUGUGCAUCUCUAUCUACAGUGGCUUUGUUAUUUUAUAUUUGAAUGUUUACAGUCUUGUACAUGGUGUGACGUUUUAGUUUCUUGUAUAUCAGUUAGUAUAUAAUGAUGUUGUAUAAGUUGUUUCUAUAGUAGAGUUUACUGAUUCCCUUUAUUUUAUCACUCUCUGUCCCU
Messenger RNA from Pomacea canaliculata, 771 nucleotides. RefSeq names its product neprilysin-2-like. The record is from RefSeq and is a predicted model, not a curated record. The coding region runs from base 37 to 474 and encodes 145 amino acids. Gene Ontology annotation, cellular component: plasma membrane. Gene Ontology annotation, molecular function: metalloendopeptidase activity. Gene Ontology annotation, biological process: protein processing. The transcript has 4 exons. Lineage: Eukaryota; Metazoa; Mollusca; Gastropoda; Architaenioglossa; Ampullariidae.